AUGCCGUGCAUCCAUUACAAGUUCUUCUCCAGGCUGAACUAUGAUACCGUCAGCUUCAGCGGCCUUGACAUCUCCCUGGGAGACCUCAAGCACCAGAUCAUGUCUCGGGAGAAGCUGAAGGCGUCCAGGUGUGAGCUGCAGAUCUCCAACGCCCAGACUGGAGAAGAAUACACAGAUGAGAACACCCUGGUUCCCAGGAACUCAUCGGUCAUCGUUAGAAGAAUCCCUGCUGCAGGAGUUAAAGUUGCCAGGAAACGCUGUGUUCCACGUGGAACGGAGGCAGUACGUGGAACACCAAAAGCGGUUGAUGACUCCUCUGCACCGAUGACUCUGGCCCAACUUAUUAAGAUCGCCGAUCUAGCCGGAGCCGAUGUGCCUGAAGCAGAUAAAAUAAAAGCGAUGAUGAUCCAGUCUUCCCAGGACUAUGACCCCAUCAAUUACGUGAAGACACCUCCGUCGCCAUAUACUUGGUUACGUGAUGGAAAACCUGGCCACUACGUAAGGAACGGCCCAGACAAUGGGGGCAGACAUUUUGGAUCUGUUCCCAGAAUUAGAAAGUGCACAGGAAUUCCGAAGAGUUUCCUGAAGGAGGUGGAGGAUCCCAACACAAAGGGGGCUAUGCUGGCAAACACUGGGAAAUACGUCAUCCCAAUCCUUAAUGCGGAAGUUUAUGCCAGAGAGAAGAAGAAAAAGCCUCCCUUGUUAGCGGUGGAGCCAUCGUCCAGCUCCUCAGAUCCUGUUCCAGAGGAACAGCUGCCACUGACACCUCCUCCCGCUGCUUUCAUGGCUGUCAGCCCUCCUGCUGCUCCGGGCUGUCCUGUCCAAAGCCAACCGGCCGCGGCGGCACCAGUUCUCCCGGGCCCCCAAGGACAAUCCAUGCCCACAGCUGCUCAUCCCAAGCGAGGCGGGAAAAGGCCCUCAGCGGGUGGAAGAGCAGACUGGGAACUGGAAACAAAGAAGUCCAAACUUGACCAAUUGACAAAUGAGUUUGCUGAGGAAUCGAUGGAAUAAUGAAAGAUUCCAAAGGCGCAGAGGCGUUCAGUUUCCAGGUCCAAGUCCCCAUCCAGCGCUUCAUCUCGCUGCAGAGAUUCAGCUCAGUAAUACAGGAGACUUCUUUUGGUUUGCAUUUAAUAAAAGUAUUAUUAUUCAGAUAUUUUGUUAAUUAGGCCCUGAUUUCAAAC
Messenger RNA from Cuculus canorus (common cuckoo), 1181 nucleotides. Its product is annotated as E3 ubiquitin-protein ligase RBBP6-like. The coding region runs from base 1 to 1011 and encodes 336 amino acids. The transcript is spliced from 12 exons. The record is from RefSeq and is a predicted model, not a curated record. Gene Ontology annotation, cellular component: nucleus. Gene Ontology annotation, molecular function: zinc ion binding; ubiquitin protein ligase activity. Gene Ontology annotation, biological process: protein ubiquitination; mRNA processing; ubiquitin-dependent protein catabolic process. Lineage: Eukaryota; Metazoa; Chordata; Aves; Cuculiformes; Cuculidae.